AUUGGCGCUCUUGUCAGCAAAUUAUCUCAACCUCCCUCAUUCUCCCCCUCAACAGUUCCUUCUUCUUUGUUUCAACACGCCCGUUAAUCUCCAGACUCCUCGCCACAACCCCACUGUUGUAGCUAUGAAGGUGAGAUCAUCAGUGAAGAAGAUGUGUGAAUUUUGUCAGAUAGUUAAGCGUCGUGGACGGAUAUAUGUAAUCUGUAGCUCUAAUCCCAAGCACAAGCAACGUCAAGGGUUCUCAACAUUUGCUUAUGGUGGACUCAUAUCUGCGGAGACUAGUGCCCCACAGAGAAUUGUACCCAGUCAAAGCACGGGGGUAGGUCUGGCUACUCUCACACCCAAAAAGCAUGAACCAUCAGCCAUGUAUGGAUGGAGAGCUGCCCUUUCAUCUUUCGUUUUCAAACAAGAGAAUUAGCUGAAGAAGAAUUGAAGUUAAUGGUUGACUGGUAGUAUCUGUUUCAGGCCUCAUGAAAAUGUUAAUCACUCAUCUUUUUUUUUCAACUAUUUGUUUCAUUACUUGGCUUGGACAUUCACUUUUUCGUUGAUGCUCAUUUCAAAUCCGGUACCAUUGUCCGGCUAAUACCUGUUGUUUAGAUUGCUCAUUGUUUGAUGCGGUAUAUGGUGUGUAUAUAAGAAAAUUGAGAAUGACUUUGA
This is a messenger RNA of Populus euphratica (Euphrates poplar), 657 nucleotides long. Its product is annotated as Ribosomal protein L36. Gene Ontology annotation, molecular function: structural constituent of ribosome. Lineage: Eukaryota; Viridiplantae; Streptophyta; Magnoliopsida; Malpighiales; Salicaceae. The record is from RefSeq and is a predicted model, not a curated record. Gene Ontology annotation, cellular component: ribosome. The coding region runs from base 125 to 418 and encodes 97 amino acids. Gene Ontology annotation, biological process: translation. The transcript has 3 exons.